AUGGCUACUGUGUAUGAUUUUCAAACAGUUUCCUCCAGUCAGCAUCAAAGAGGCAUGCAACUUCUUGAAGCUAACUUAGAGACUUUGGUGAAUCUAGAAAAGCUAUGUACCAUUGACUUGGUGAUAAAGAAGGUAUACUGUAUACACAGAAACCUGACAGAAGUUCCAGAUGAUCUUCCAAUGGAUGUUGAGUUUCUUGACUUACAGUCCAAUCAUAUCCAUACUCUGAAUCAGCUGGACUGCAAUUGCAAGAUAGCAUGGCUUCUUGACUGGUUACAGAGUUCCUCACAUCUUAAACUUGUUGCUGAAAGCAAAACAAUUUGUUCAAUGGCAUCACUUGAAAAGUUAGGAGGUAAACCACUUUUGACAUUUGAUCCAAAACACUUCUGUGGUCCAGAUAUAGGCCUCCUUUGUUCUCUUCCACUUGCAAUUGUUGGAGUAUUUGCCAUGAUGUUUGCCAUUCACCGCUAUCGCUGGCUUUUGAGUUACAAACUCUUCUUGCUGAAGCUGGCUGUUGUUGGUUACCAGGAAGUUGUGGAUGCACGUAAUCAUGGUGAUUUUGAGUACGACCUCAACAUCAUGUUCCUGGAGGAUGAUGAACACUGGGUCCAAGAGCACCUAAGACCAGUUCUUGAAGAAAGGCUUCCAAACUUCAAUAGAAUCGUCUUUGGUGAUGAAGAUCUUGUGAUUGGUAUGCACUACUUCGAUGCUGUCUUCCAUGCUGUUGAGAAAAGCUUCAAGACUGUCUUGCUUUUCAGCCGUGCCGCUUUCCAGGACAACUGGUUCAUGAUCAAGUUCCGAGUGGCCUUCGAGCAGGUGAAUGAUGCUCGGAUGGAGAAUGUUGUGGUGAUCUUCAUUGAGGACAUCCCUGAUGCAGAGCUACCAUACCUGGUCAGGUUGUACUUGAGUGAGAGAAGAACGUAUCUCUGGUGGGUGGAAGAUGACAGACAUCAGGAAUACUUCUGGAAUGAAUUAAUUCUAACUCUCCAAAGCGAUAAUAUGAGAUGGAAUAACAUGAUCCCACUUGAAUAA
Molecule: messenger RNA, 1032 nt
Organism: Lytechinus variegatus (green sea urchin)
Lineage: Eukaryota; Metazoa; Echinodermata; Echinoidea; Temnopleuroida; Toxopneustidae
Product: toll-like receptor 4
Exons: 2
Coding region: 1-1032 (343 amino acids)
Biological process (GO): signal transduction
Source: RefSeq, a predicted model, not a curated record